Messenger RNA from Funneliformis geosporum, 1023 nucleotides. NCBI's taxonomy places the organism in Eukaryota, Fungi, Glomeromycota, Glomeromycetes, Glomerales, Glomeraceae. The record is from the annotation of a GenBank genome assembly.
AUGUUCACCGUAUACGAGACUUCUGCACGUCCUCGUCGAAAUUCUGAAGCUUCUGUUCUAACCAGCUACUCAAUUACUUCCUCUCCUUUAAGUUCUCACCGAAGUUCAGUAACUUCCUUAUCUGAUCUAACUGCAAAUGAGUUGGCGUUUCAGGAGUGUAUUGAAGUUAUCGAUGUUAAUGUGGAAGAAGUCAUCACUAACAAAGCCGAUGCAAGAGAGAAAAAAUGGUGGAUCGACGGAAAUUAUAAAAUUAUUGACGAAAAUAGACUACCUCUUAUCCUUGUUGAAGGUGUAAGUUAUAAAGAAUUCGAAAAAAAAAGUGAGAUCGCGAACGCAUCAAAGUACUGGGAGUUUCAAGACGGAAUAGUAGUCAUAAUCGAGUUGCCAAAUCGUGAUCAUGAAAUAGCACAUUAUGCUUUCACUAAACAAUUUAUGCGCCAAGAUCCUCAGGACACAGUUGAUUAUGUUGGAUCAACAACUUGUCAUGCUACUCCAGGACGUAUAACAAGAGGUUCUAGUAAACAACCGGAUAGUUCAUUCGUACCAAGACUUCUCCCUAAGCCAGCCCAAAACCCAUGUGAUGUUCAGGGUAAUCCUUGGCCAACCAUUAUCAUUGAGGUGGCUAAUUCAGAAAGUCUUUCGAGAAUAAUGCAUAAAACCACCCAAUUCUGGUUGGCUCCAAACCGUGUAGAAGACGUUAUUGUAUUGAAAUUAUGGAAAUGGAAUUCAAGAAGAGAUCAAAACGGAACCCCUUUGCGCCGUCUCACAUGCUAUAAAUUCUGUCGUAGAAGAAGCCCACUAAAUGUACAUGGGAACUUUCAACCAGUCCAAACUAUUGAAUUCGGAAACAUUGAUAGAAAUAAUCAACAAUAUAAUGGAUGCACUACCGCAGGAAUGAGUUCCUUAAAUAUUACUCCACGUUGCAUUUUCAGAGGCUGUCCUCAAGUUUCACCAUACCCAAUACCUAAUCAUGUGAUCAUUGAUUUCUUUCCUAUUCAACAAUCAAUAUUUCGUGCUAUGUAG